AUGAUCAUGCUAUUUUAAUCAGAUUCUUGAUAUACCACACCUGUCAGGUGGAUGGAUUAUCUUGGCAAAGGAGAAAUGCUCACUAAACAGGGAUGUAUAAACACAUUUUGUGCAUAACAUUUGAGAGGAGAAAGUUUUUUGUUGUUGUACAAAUGAAACAUUUCGGUGCAUGUCGCGUUUAGAUUGUUGUUCAUUGUGUGUGUGUUCUUGCUCAGGGUGGCCAUGUUUUAACUCCUUUACCUGCCGCUACACCUCUGAAACCUGGAUCAGCUACGUUUCCUUUCUUUGGCGUGGAGCCCACCAUACUGAACGAGCAUGGAGAGGAACUGGAGGGAGAGGCAGAGGGCUAUCUGGUGUUCCGUCGGCCCUGGCCUGGUAUCAUGCGUACCGUGUACGGAAACCAGGAGCGGUUUGAGAGCACGUACUUCAAGAAGUUCCCCGGUUUCUAUGUGACCGGGGAUGGUUGCAGGAGGGAUAAAGAUGGAUACUACUGGAUCGCAGGCAGGAUAGAUGACAUGAUCAACGUAUCAGGUCACCUGUUGAGUACAGCGGAGGUAGAGGCAUCUCUAACAGACCACGGAGCGGUGGCCGAGGCUGCAGUGGUCAGCAGACCCCACACGGUCAAGGGGGAGUGUCUCUACUGUUUCGUUACUCUGAAGGACUGCAGAGAGUUCAACCGCACUCUGGUGGAUGAACUCAAGAGACAAGUGAGGGAGAAGAUUGGUCCGAUCGCAACCCCAGACUUCAUCCAGAAUGCUCCUGGACUUCCUAAAACACGAUCUGGUAAGAUCAUGAGGCGGGUCCUGAGGCAGAUCGCCCGGAACGAGAAGGAUCUAGGUGACCUUUCAACUAUGGCUGACCCCAAGGUCGUAGAGGUCCUGUUCAACCACCGCUGUGAAACGGCCUCUUGAGGGGGGCUGCAUGUCAACACUCUACAGUAGCUUCCUCUCCUUGACAACUCAUCUCCUCUCCUCGUCUCCUCAUUUCCUCUCCAUCAUCCACACCGAUCUGAAAACUAUGGAAGCCCAUUCCUGCCACCAACUCUUAAAAAUAAAAAAUUGAUGUUUAAAAAAAAUAAUAGAA
This is a messenger RNA of Oncorhynchus kisutch (coho salmon), 1083 nucleotides long. Its product is annotated as acetyl-coenzyme A synthetase, cytoplasmic-like. Gene Ontology annotation, molecular function: acetyl-CoA synthetase activity. The record is from RefSeq and is a predicted model, not a curated record. The transcript is spliced from 7 exons. The coding region runs from base 381 to 911 and encodes 176 amino acids. Gene Ontology annotation, biological process: acetyl-CoA biosynthetic process. Lineage: Eukaryota; Metazoa; Chordata; Actinopteri; Salmoniformes; Salmonidae.